CCAGCCCAGGCAUUAGGUCUAUUGUUCAGAAUUCGUAUUGCUUUCUCCUGGUCAGAACCAAAACUCAAAAUCUCUGCCCGGAAAUGCUUCUUUCCUUCGCUUCCCGCCGUUUCUCUCCGUCCAUUAUCUCCUUCUCCGACGUGUUCCUUCCGCCGGCAACCGUAUUCUUUUCCACUAAAACAAUCAAUCCCAUUCCGGAGUUCGGUUUCAAGUUCGACAGCCCGGAAUCUCGUUCGACACACACUAAUUUCGACCCUCCUACUGUUCGCGAGGCGCUUGAUUCUUACUGCAAUGACUGGAGGCGAUCGUACGAGUUUUUCAACUGGGUCGAAUCAGAAUGUAAGUUCGAUCACACCACCGAGACCUACAAUCGCAUGCUGGACAUUCUCGGUAAGUUCUUCGAGUUCGACCUUUCGUGGGUCUUGAUUCACCGUAUGCAACAAUCCCCGUUUGCGUCACCAGAUCACGCCACGUUUCGAAUUUUGUUUAAGCGUUAUGCGUCGGGGCAUUUGGUUAGUGAAGCGAUUGAUGUUUAUGAGAGAUUGCGGGAGUUUAAAUUGAGGGAUGAGACUUCGUUUUGUAAUCUUAUUGAUGCACUUUGUGAUUCUAGACAUGUCGUUGAAGCUCAGGAUUUGUGUUUUGGGAAGAAUAGGAAGUUGGAUUGUGAUUCGAGUACGAAGAUUCAUAACUUAUUUCUUCACGGUUGGCUUAAAAUGGGGUGGUGGAGUAAGUGUAGAGAGUUUUGGGAAGAGAUGGAUAAGAAAGGUGUUCGUAAGGAUUUGCAUUCGUAUUCGAUAUAUAUGGAUAUACUGUGCAAGAGUGGGAAACCUUGGAAGGCUGUUAAAUUGUACAAGGAGAUGAAAAAGAAGGGAAUGAAAUUGGAUGUAGUGGCCUAUAAUACGGUGAUUCAUGCCAUUGGGAUUUCGGAAGGUGUUGAUUUUGCCAGCCGGGUGUUUCAUGAGAUGAAGGAAAUUGGGUGUAAGCCUAACGUUGUGACUUGCAAUAUUAUUAUUAAGCUAUUUUGUGAGAGCGGAAGAUUCAAGGAUGCCCAUGUGAUGCUCGAUCAAAUGCUUAAGAAGGACUGUCCACCGAAUGUUAUCACCUAUCAUUGUUUUUUCAGGUCUCUUGAAAAGCCGAAAGAGAUUCUUAUGUUAUUUGAUAGGAUGAUUAAAUUUGGGGUUCAUCCAAAAAUGGAUACCUAUGUUAUGCUCAUGAGGAAAUUUGGAAAAUGGGGGUUUUUGAGACCAGUGUUUUUGGUGUGGAAUAAGAUGGAGGAACUUGGGUGUAGCCCAAAUGAGUCUGCUUACAAUGCUUUGAUUGAUGCUCUUGUGGAGAAGGGCAUGAUAGAUAUGGCUAGGAAGUAUGAUGAAGAGAUGGUAGCAAAAGGUCUUUCGCCUAAGCUGAGAGAGGAAUUGGGGACAAAGAUGGUGAAUGGUGGUUAUCAUGCCAAUGUGAACAGCAACAAGUAGACAGUAUAUGCGCUUCUUGGUGCUUGUAGACACAUCUGAUCUUGGGGUAUACUAUUCCCAGAUUAAGAUGUUGCAAAAAAAGUUGAGGCUAACUACUUGAACUUUGAUCUGGACAGUUCUGUUAUACAGAAAUUUGAGGGGAGAGAUGAAUAGAGCACAUGGGAACAUGUUGUUAAACAUCUGAUAACGGCGAUUAAAACGAUAUUACUAGUUAAGCUCUAAUUUAGAAUGUUGAAGUUUGUCCUUUUUUCAUUCAGAUUAGAUAUCAUUGGCAGGCUAUCAAUAUGUCCAAAUGAGUAUCCAGUUCUUGAGGCAUUUUGCAGAUGAUCUCUCAGAUUCUUCAUGGAGGUACCCAUUGCAGAGAUAAUUACCAUCCCAGUGCUCAACCAUGAGUUUCUCCACGAUUACAUUCUCUUCCUGCUGGAAAUUCUUGGGGAUUGACCUCAGGUUUUGAUGAGGAAUGAUGGGUCAUUCAAAUUCGUCAAUCCUUAGAUGAAGAAGAGCCCGAGGAAGACAUAGGAAUUCCAGUAUGCAUAUUCAAUGUCCCUAAGUCUCUUAUGGUCAUUGAUCCUGAUUCCUAUACUCCACAGGAAGUGGCAAUUGGUCCAUACCAUCACUGGCGCCAAGAGCUGUAUGAGAUGGAGAGGUACAAGAUUGCUGCAGCCAAAAGAGCUCAAAAACAGCUCCAAAGCCUCAAGUUUCACGAUCUCGUUGAGAAGUUGACCAAGUACGAGCAAAAGACCCGGGCGUGCUACCACAGAUAGAUACCUCAAUUUCAACAGCGAAACAUUUGCUUGGAUGAUGGCCACCGGUGCCUCCUUCCUACUCGGUCCUCCGAGUAUAUACCAUCGAAGAAAAGAGUAUCUCAAGGGUUUCCUCAAUGUUGUCAUAUUUGGUAGAUUAUGAGGGAAGGAAGUCAGCACAUAAUGCCAUUCUGAGAGACUGAGUAAUGCUUGAGAAUCAGAUACCUUUAUUUGUUUUGUGAAAGAUGAUGGAACUUCAAUCUUCAGCUCUUCUUGAACCAGCAGAUCAAUUGUUGCUUUCUAUGUUGCUGGGACUGUAUGAAGAUCUUUCUCCUUUCAUGGUGAUGGAAGUUGGUGGAACUUCAAGUGUCGGUCUCGGAAUGCUUUCAUUUGCUUGAUUUUUUGUACAGAAUGAUUACUCCAAAGUUGGCUGACCCAUUGGAGACAAUUGAAGACGAUCAAAAUCAAAGGGAACCCGCCAAAGAAAACGUUGAAAGCACCUUUGAGCACUUAUUCAGUCCCUUGAGUAGACUUGGAAGUGAAAUUUGGAAGAUUCUAUCAAAGUUAAACGAAGGUUCGGUAGAUUUAUUCAGAAUAAUAGUUAGUUCUAGACCCAUGCAAGUGAUCUUCAAACUGCCAUGGACAAUCGUCUCUAAAGUUCCUGCCUCUCGAACCCCUAUAUUCACUGAGAAAGGGCGAAGAAAAUGAUCUAGAAAAGAUGGAAAAGUUAGACUUCCUUUGUUGGAGGAAGUAACAAUUCCUUGGGUGUUCGAUUAAGAAGGACAAGCACAAAUACAGAUACAUGAUAUAGAUACGAUAUGAUAUGGUGAUAUGUUAAUUUUUAAAAAACUAAGAUACGGAUACGUUGAAAAUACAUUAUAUAUAAUGUUUAAUUAAUUGCUAUAA
Molecule: messenger RNA, 3118 nt
Organism: Benincasa hispida (wax gourd)
Lineage: Eukaryota; Viridiplantae; Streptophyta; Magnoliopsida; Cucurbitales; Cucurbitaceae
Product: Pentatricopeptide repeat (PPR) superfamily protein
Cellular component (GO): mitochondrion
Molecular function (GO): mRNA binding; protein binding
Source: RefSeq, a predicted model, not a curated record